AGUCACGGUCACAUUCACAUUCCCACUCCCACUCCCACUCCCACUCCCACUCACACUCUCCCAGUUGCAGAUUGCAGAACCCUAACCUAAAACCCUAAUUUCCCAUUGAUCAUCGAACGCAAUGGGUCACGUUGGUUCCAGCACGGACGGAACCAUGGCUGGAACAAACCCUGGAACAAACGGCAUGGACAUCGACGACGACGAGCUCGACCUCGAACCCACCAAUGCUGAAAUUCUCGAAGAGUUGGGAGAAGAUAUGGUUAGGUAUUUCUGCAAGAAGGCUUCGAUGUUGUUCUUUGAUCAAUACGGUUUGAUCAGUCACCAGAUCAAUUCCUACAACUAUUUCAUCUCCACUGGCCUUCAGAGUUCCUUCGAUUCCUUCGGGGACCUCAUUGUUACGCCUGGAUUCGAUCCUUCCAAAAAAGGAGACAACGAACACUACCGUUACGCUUCUGUUAAGUUCGGGAAGGUAACCCUCGAUAAGCCUAAGUUCUGGGGCGGUGAAGGGAAUGCUCAAGAGUUUAAGAUGCUUCCUAGGCACGCUCGCCUUCAGAGGAUGACUUAUUCUUCCAAAAUGAAAAUCAAUGUUCAAGUUCAGGUGUAUGUUCCAAAGAAGGUUCGGAGUGAUAAAUUUAAGACGGGUAAAGAGGAAUAUCUUGAUAGAGAGGUUCUCAAGGAGGAUAAUAGGGAAAUCAUUAUUGGGAGGUUGCCUGUUAUGGUCAAGUCUGAUCUAUGUUGGAUGAAAGGGGCUGAAAAGGAUGAUUGUGAAUUUGACCAUGGAGGUUACUUUUUGAUCAAGGGUGCUGAGAAGACUUUUAUUGCACAGGAACAACUCUAUUUAAAGAGGCUAUGGGUUUUAAGUACUCCAUAUUGGAUGAUUGCGUGCAAGUCACAGAUGAAGAGAAAUAGGAUGGUCAUUAAGCUGGUAGGGAAUUCCAGGAUUGAAGAAGUUAAGCACGGAGACAAAAUACUUACUGUAUAUUUUUUGUCUGUUGAGGUUCCUGUAUGGAUACUCUUUUUUGCUCUUGGUUUGUCGUCUGACAAAGAGGUUAUAGAUCUAAUUGAUUGUGGCAAUGAUGAUGCCAGAAUUCAGAAUAUUCUCUCUGCAUCCGUUCGUGACGCUGAUGAGAAAUUUGAAGCCUUUCGGAAAGGGAGGAACGCACUUAAUUAUUUAGAGGAACAUGUUAAAGGUGUCCAAUUUCCACCUUCAGAGUCUAUUGACGAGUGCCUUAGCACAUAUGUCUUUCCUGGCAUUAGAGGCUUGAAUAGAAAGGCACGCUUCCUUGCGUAUAUGGUGAAGGGUCUCUUACUGGCUUAUACUGGCCGCAGAAAAUGUGAUAACAGGGAUGAUUUUCGAAAUAAGAGGCUUGAAUUGGCUAGUGAGCUGCUUGAGCGCGAGCUAAAAGUGCACAUUGCACAUGCUAGGAAGCGAAUGGCAAAGGCUUUGCAGAGAGACCUUUAUGGAGAUCGUGAUGUACGCCCUAUUGAGCACUAUCUCGAUGCUUCAAUAAUUACAAAUGGUUUGCAAAGAGCAUUUUCGACUGGAGCAUGGUCACAUCCAUAUAAGAGGUUGGAAAGGAUCUCGGGUGUGGUUGCAAAUGUUGGGCGCACUAAUCCCUUACAAACCAUGGCCGAGCUAAGAAGAACAAGACAGCAGGUUCAGUAUACGGGAAAAGUUGGGGAUGCUAGAUACCCGCAUCCUUCCCACUGGGGCAAGGUUUGUUUUCUCUCUACCCCGGAUGGUGAAAAUUGUGGACUAGUAAAAAAUUUGGCUGUCACAGGACUAGUAAGCACUGAUAUAUCUGAAUCUAUAAUGCCUCAAUUGUUUGAUUGUGGAAUGGAAGAGCUUGUAGAUGAUACUUCCACUUAUCUUGGCAACAAGGACAAAGUCUUCCUAAAUGGGGAUUGGGUUGGGGUUUGUCCUGAUUCCAGUUCAUUCGUGGCAGAGCUACGAAGUAAAAGAAGAAGAAACGAAUUGCCUCAUCAGGUGGAAAUCAAGAGAGAUCAAUCUCAACAUGAAGUGCGCAUAUUCUCUGAUGCAGGAAGGAUUCUACGUCCACUUUUGGUAGUUUGUAAUCUACUCAAAAUUAAAGGGUUUAAAUCAGAGCGUUACUCUUUCGAGGCCCUAUUGGAUAAUGGUGCGAUUGAGCUGAUUGGACCUGAAGAAGAGGAAGACUGCUGUACGGCCUGGGGUGUCCAGUAUUUAUUUGGAAAAGAGGGAAAACGUUCUGUAAAGUACACACACUGCGAGCUUGAUAUGUCAUUCUUAUUGGGUUUAAGCUGUUCACUUGUACCAUUUGCUAAUCAUGACCAUGCUAGGAGAGUACUCUACCAGUCUCAGAAGCACUCUUCACAGGCUAUUGGCUUUUCUACAACAAACCCAGACAUUAGAGUUGAUACUCUGUCUCACCAGUUACACUAUCCCCAAAAGCCCCUUUUUCAUUCGAUGACUUCUGAUUGUCUAGGACAACCCGGAUAUCCACUGGGUAAAAAAGAUAAUAUACUUCCAAAGGCAGAAUUCUAUAAUGGGCAGAACGCAAUUGUGGCAGUCAAUGUACAUCUGGGAUACAAUCAAGAGGAUUCCCUGGUAAUGAACCGUGCUUCUUUGCAGCGUGGAAUGUUCAGAUCUGAGCACAUAAGGAGUUACAAAGCCGAAAUUGAAAAUAAGGAAUCUUCGGAGAAGAAGCGAAAACCUGAAGACAUUGUAAAUUUUGGAAAGGUACAAAGUAAAAUUGGUCGAGUUGAUAGCCUUGAUGAUGAUGGCUUUCCAUAUGUUGGGGCAAACUUGCAAAGUGGUGAUAUUAUUAUUGGGCGUGGUGCUGAUUCUGGAGCAGACCAUAGUGUAAAGUUAAAACACACUGAAAAGGGUUAUGUUCAAAAGGUUGUGCUGUCUUCAAAUGAUGAGGGAAAAAAUUUUGCUGUGGUUUCAUUAAGACAGGUGCGAAGUCCAGUUCUUGGGGACAAGUUCUCCAGUAUGCACGGACAAAAGGGUGUUUUGGGAUUUCUGGAGUCUCAGGAAAAUUUUCCUUUCACAAGACAAGGAAUUGUUCCGGAUAUUGUCAUUAAUCCACAUGCAUUUCCCUCACGACAAACACCUGGGCAACUUCUAGAGGCAGCUUUAGGAAAGGGGAUUGCUUGUGGUGGUUCACUGAGACAUGCUACUCCUUUCUCCACUCCUUCUAUUGACGCCAUUACUGACCAACUUCACAGAGCUGGGUUUUCAAGAUGGGGAAAUGAGAGGGUAUACAAUGGGAGGACUGGUGAGAUGGUCCGAUCACUCAUUUUUAUGGGGCCAACGUUUUACCAACGUCUACAUCAUAUGUCUGAAGACAAAGUGAAAUUCAGGAACACUGGUCCAGUGCACCCGUUGACCCGACAGCCUGUAGCUGAUAGAAAACGAUUUGGAGGUAUCAAAUUCGGAGAAAUGGAGCGUGAUUGCUUGAUAGCCCAUGGUGCAUCAGCCAACUUGUAUGAACGCCUCUUUACACUUAGUGAUUCCUCUCAGAUUCACAUCUGCAGCAAAUGCAAAAAUGCUGCAAAUGUGAUCUUACGGCCUGUGUCAGGUGGCCGGAAAAUACGAGGGCCUUAUUGCCGCCACUGUGAAUCUGCUGAUGACAUUGUGGUGGCCAAUGUCCCGUACGGAGCAAAAUUAUUAUGCCAGGAGCUUUUUAGCAUGGGUAUAAAUCUUAAAUUUGAAACCCAACUUUGUUAGAGAACCACUUUGUAACUAGUCUGUUCUCCUGUUCAUUCCCCUAAGCUUUGUGAACACAGUGUAGAUAUCGGUUCGAUUCGUGUAUGUUUCCUCGAAUCCCAGUUAGGAAUAAUGCAUGAUAUCCUGAAUUUGACUUCAAUGUUGUUACUUCUCUUUUUUCCCUUUUAAUUUUUUAAAUAGGAAUUUCCAUUAUCUUCAAAAGCUCCUGUCCCAAAGAUCAAAAUAUUCACGAAUGGAUUAGAGCUCAUACUGAAUCGCGGUGACCUC
Molecule: messenger RNA, 3979 nt
Organism: Abrus precatorius (Indian licorice)
Lineage: Eukaryota; Viridiplantae; Streptophyta; Magnoliopsida; Fabales; Fabaceae
Product: DNA-directed RNA polymerases IV and V subunit 2
Exons: 7
Coding region: 122-3712 (1196 amino acids)
Biological process (GO): DNA-templated transcription
Cellular component (GO): RNA polymerase II, core complex
Molecular function (GO): DNA binding; DNA-directed RNA polymerase activity; ribonucleoside binding
Source: RefSeq, a predicted model, not a curated record